UUAAGCCCACACUUUCUCUCCUCUUCUUCUCCAUACCCUUUGCUCUCUUUUGCCUGUUCUUCUCUGGGAAACCAGAAAGAUUGAGUCUUGAUAACAGUCUUGCUUGCAUGGCUUUGAUCUGUGAAAAUGGUGUAGCUUAAAUUAGUCUUGUCUUUGUCAGUACAAAGUUUGUGUGUGUUUUUUUUUUUUUUUUUUGUUUUUUUCGUUUGUUGUUGUUUUUUGUUUGUGAUCAGAAAUGGCUCCGGCGAACAACUGGCUGUCGUUCUCGCUUUCCUCCAUGGGAAUGCUGAGUUCGUCGGCGUCGCCGGCGUCUUCGCAGCUCCGUCAUGAGCCCGGCGCCGUUAAAAUUAACGCGCCGUUUGCCGCUUCCGAUUCGCCCCAUUAUUACUUUGCUGAUCAUAUCUAUGGCGGCAACGGUUGGACGAACGGGAAAGCUCAGAUGAUGUAUGGGGAGGAUGGGAAUGUGGAGGCUCAAAUCCACCACCUCCCUCCGCCGCCGCAGCCGCAGCAGAAGCAGCUGGAGGAUUUCCUCGGCGGCGACACGGUGGCGGCGGCGUUGGCUCGCUACUCCAACAGCCGGACGGAGACUCAAGACUCGUCACUCACCCACGUCUCCGCCGCCGCCGCCACGGCGGCGUACUUUAACAACCGGGAAAAUCUGCAGGCCAUACCCGGAAUUCAGGCGUUCACCACAAACUCCGGCGGCUCCGACGUCGACGACUCCGCCGCCGUCCCCCGGACUCAGCCCAUCGCCGCCGCCGCCGACUUCACCGGCAAUUCCAUCGCCUCAGUGACCGCCCUCCCCUACUCCCAAUGCCCCACCGGCGCUCUCUCUCUCGCCGUCAACCCCCAGACGGCCGAACCCGCCAUUGUUUCCGGCGACUCCGACACCGCCAAGAAAACCCCGGACACCUUCGGCCAACGAACCUCAAUCUACCGAGGCGUUACAAGACACCGCUGGACAGGAAGGUACGAAGCGCAUCUAUGGGAUAACAGCUGUAGACGAGAGGGUCAAGCCAGAAAAGGGCGUCAAGUGUAUUUGGGCGGUUAUGACAAGGAGGAUAAGGCUGCGAGGGCGUAUGAUUUGGCUGCUCUGAAGUACUGGGGUGCUACAGCCACCACCAACUUCCCGAUUUCGAACUAUAACAAUGAACUGGAGGAUAUGAAGAACAUGACUAAGCAGGAAUUCAUUGCCUCUCUUAGAAGGAAAAGCAGUGGUUUCUCGAGAGGAGCAUCGAUUUACCGUGGUGUGACAAGGCACCACCAGCAAGGGCGUUGGCAAGCAAGAAUUGGUCGUGUUGCUGGGAACAAAGACCUGUACCUCGGAACAUUUGCAACCGAGGAGGAAGCUGCAGAGGCGUAUGAUGUUGCUGCAAUAAAGUUCAGGGGAAUGAGUGCAGUGACUAACUUCGAGAUGAGCAGAUACGACGUUGAUACCAUUCUGAGGAACGCCCUUCCCAUUGGCGGGGCAGCAAAGCGCCUUAAGCUCUCUCUGGAGCCCGAGCAGACCUCCCCCGCUCUCAGUGGCAGCAGCAGCCACCCGAGCCAAGGCAGCAGCAACAGCAACAGCAGCAGCAUCAAUUUCGGGGCAAUCCCGCCUGUCUCUGCCAUUCCCUGUGGCGUCUCGUUCGACUCCUCUGCUUCACUGUACCACCACCCGACCCUCUUCCACCACCUCCACUCCGGUGGCAAUGCUGGUGGCUCUGACCUCUCUGGCGACAUCUCCAACAUCCCGUUUCAGACCACCCCAACUGAGUUCUUCGUCUGGUCUCACCCAUCCUAUUAACAUGAAAACGAGCCUAGCCAAGCUAGCUCGCGACUUGGCAUCUUUAGCAGCUAUGUUCUGCUAGUAUAGGACCUCUCUCUCUUGUUUAUUGAACCAAUAUUUAAGUAAACUGACCGCUCAUCUGACCCGAAGAAAAAAAAAAA
Molecule: messenger RNA, 1929 nt
Organism: Ipomoea triloba (trilobed morning glory)
Lineage: Eukaryota; Viridiplantae; Streptophyta; Magnoliopsida; Solanales; Convolvulaceae
Product: AP2-like ethylene-responsive transcription factor AIL6
Exons: 9
Coding region: 236-1786 (516 amino acids)
Biological process (GO): regulation of DNA-templated transcription
Molecular function (GO): DNA binding; DNA-binding transcription factor activity
Source: RefSeq, a predicted model, not a curated record